Molecule: messenger RNA, 2118 nt
Organism: Trichoderma asperellum CBS 433.97
Lineage: Eukaryota; Fungi; Ascomycota; Sordariomycetes; Hypocreales; Hypocreaceae
Biological process (GO): regulation of DNA-templated transcription; DNA-templated transcription
Molecular function (GO): zinc ion binding; DNA binding; carboxy-lyase activity
Source: RefSeq, a predicted model, not a curated record
AUGGAUAUCCAGAACAGCGGCGGCCACAGCGCGCAUGCGCCGACGCCAGAGCAGAAGGAAAUCGACAGAGUGCUGUACCUGCGCCGCAUUUCGCAGGCCAGAUCGUGCUAUCCGUGCCGCCAGCGCAAGGUGAAAUGCGACCACGGCCAGCCGUGCCGGACGUGCCAGAAGCGAGGCCAUCCCGAGAUAUGCUCGUACACCGUGGGCACGCCCGAGAAGAGGCGCGGGAGGCGCGCGAAAAGGGCCACCGCAGACGGCGCAACGCCUCAGGGCGCUUCUGCUUCUGCUUCUGCAAACAGGGCAGAGUCUGAGCAGCACCAGGGAAAGGAGCGACCAUCGCGGGACGACAGUCCCCAGUCCGAGGUCUCAUCGAAUCAGACGACGCCGGCGGCUCCUCUGGCUACGGCAACUGAGCUGGCUUCAACAGUGGCCGCGGCGCCGUGCUCUCGUGCACCGCAGGCAAACUGCUAUCGGACUAUGAGACGGGAGCAUUAUCAAGGGGACAGUUCUGUUCUUGCAAUGUUACAUGGCUCGGCCGAUUCGCCCGCUGUGGAGAUGAGAAGGAAGGCCGGGCCCGUUCUUGGCUUACACAACACGCUGGAGUUUUAUCCCUUUAUGAAGCUCAAGACGAUACAGGAACGCUGGGCUGCGCUGUUGAAGCUCAUUCCGCAGAAACAGGAAGUUUUGAGAUAUUUCCCCUCGCAUGGCGCCACAAUUUAUCCUCUGAAUCCUGUUUUGAUAGAUCCUGAUGACUUGGAGUCUGCCUAUUGCGAUUACCUGUCGGCCUUGGAGGCCGGUGAGCUCAAGGACCCCAAUGUCUUUUCUCCUAAAUGGGUCUGCAAGGCGUACAUCUCACGGAUUGCUCUACUGCUGGCUGCACUUGCCACCAGCGCUCACUAUUCGGUAAUGCAGUCUCCGAGGAGGCGUUCUGAGCAUUGCCGAGAUUACAUACAACGCGCAUUUGAUUGUCUACGUCUUGCCAAUUAUGUCUUGCAUCCAUCACUAGAUGUGGUUCAGACCCUGCUCAUUAUUGGCACUGUUCUACAAGAUGUUGGACAGUCAGACGGCGCUUGGGUCAUGUUGGGCACCACAGUUCGGGUAGCGCAGGCUCUGGGGCUGCACACUCUGACGGAAGCUCAGCUUCAAGAAGAUAAAGGGAAGAAGAAACAGGCUCUUUGGGAUAUGAUAUGUAAGCAGGACUGUUUGCUCAGUCUGUGCCAUGGCCGGCCACACAUUGCGACUAGGCAAUCUUUGGCAACGAAUAAUCUGCUCUACCGUUCCGACGACGCAUUGGGCUUCUCGGAUAUGAUGUGCGGCAUUGUUUCUGUGUGCAUGGGCCUCCUGAACUUGGAACAGCCAAGCUGCGAAGCGUCGUUGAAGCUGCUGACCGAACUGGACGGAUAUCAAUCCCGAGCCUUGCCUUAUCUGGAGGACCGAAACAGCUGCAGAAAUAUCCAGCAGCGGUACGAAAACCUCACUAUACAAAUUCAGCUCUCAUUCACAGCAUCAGUCAUUGCUCGGCCAGCAUUGACCAGGACUGUGGCGACAACCAACGAAGAGAUUAACAAUUUGCAAAUUCUCAAGCGCCGAGCCAAGGAAAGCUUGAUGAGCACGGCAAAGUCAUUUAUCGAGUUUCAGUCACUAAGCAUCAUACCCAUCCGCACAUGGUCUUUGAUCCACGCGGUCCUGAGUGCGACGAUUAUGCUUUGUUUGUGGGAAGAGACGCGAAACGAUACAGAGAGUCGAGAUGUGAUGCAGCGCGUGAUGGAAAUCUUUUCGCGAGCAGCCCAGGCGGACGACGAGACCGGCAUGAUGUCAGACAACAACCCUUGGCUAUCUAUGAGCCAUACGCGAGCACUGGUGGCACUUCAGAGCGCCCUCCAAAACGCCCCUGCCUUGACCAGCCCUGCAGCAACAACAUCAACACCGUCAUCGCUGCCCGAACAACAUCUAGCGGAGAAGAUGCCACCCCAGCAUUAUGCCUUGCCGAGAAUGCAAGAUGCAGGAGCUCCUCCGCUAGAUCCGACCAUGGAUGGCCCGAUGAGCUAUAAUUUUACGUCGAUGCUGAUUGACGGGUUUGUUCACUUUUGGCAUGGGUUUAGGAUGGAUCUGGACUGA